Coccinella septempunctata (seven-spotted ladybird) is the source of this 1444-nucleotide messenger RNA. RefSeq lists its product as uncharacterized. The record is from RefSeq and is a predicted model, not a curated record. Bases 118 to 1275 code for a protein of 385 amino acids. Lineage: Eukaryota; Metazoa; Arthropoda; Insecta; Coleoptera; Coccinellidae. The transcript has 5 exons.
CAUAAAACUCAUACCAAGUAUUUCAAAAUUUUAUAACACUGUGUAUAACGGCUGCCCCAUUUAUCAAUCAAUUUUCGCCGUACGACCUUCAAGAUAUCAAAUUGAGAAUUGUAUAAGAUGCCCGGGGGUAGAAAACAAUCAAAAUCACUUAUGGAACCGUUUUUACAGAAAAUGGCAGUAAGAGAUAGUUCUAUAGUCGAAAAACCGAAAACAACGAAAUUUCAAAAGGAAAGUCAUUUCACGACAGCUCGUGAAACAAGCCGAUUGAAUACAAAGGAAGAAUCAAAUUAUCGAAAAAACCAAGGUCCAAAAAAUGGUUUGGAGUUGAUGCGUACCAGUUUUCCUAGUUUUACUACCAAUAGCCUACAGAUCAAAAUGCAAACUCAUCAGUUUAAGAAGGAAGUGAAGAAAACUCAAACUGCCAAAAUUGGCGCCCCUCAGACCCCUACCACAAUCAGUUUAAUGAGCGAAGCUUCGGUUCGAUCCAGUGUUAGUUCCAUCAAGUCCACAAUAAAAACCUUCCUCAAGAUAGAAGAAAAUCCGUCAUUUUACCAGAGGUUGGUUAUACCGUUUAGUGGUUUCACUGAAGAAGACGUUAAGGAAAUAAGGGGUGGAAAGGAGCCAAAAUCGAGCAAAUCAUCACUUCCGAAGUAUUGGACUAGUACGAAUGAUCCUCGUCCAGUAUUGAAGAGAUACCAAUCUGAAAAAAGAAAGAGUAGUUAUGAGAGGUAUGUGCAAGAGAGUGUGGAAAAUUUUCUACAAGCAAGAAACAAUACUGAAGAUUCUAGCUAUAAUACUGUUCUCGCUGUCAAAAUGAUGGUAGACGAUGUAACAAGAAUUGAAGAGGAAAUCAGCAACGCCAACACUGAUCAAAAUAAUGGUAAUAAUUCGAAAGAUACCAUUUAUCUUCCUAAUAGCGAGCUGUUGAGUGCUCGCUUGGAUCGUAUAAUGAAUCCACCUAGUCCAGAAAAUUCUGUGACGCAUAAUAAGAACGGCCCUGCAAAUCCCACCACAUUCAAAUCAGGUCCAAAAGCAGAUUGUUCCUAUCAACGAUCAAAAUUGAUGAUAAUGAAAAAAGAACUGGAUCAAGUAGACAAGGAUUUCGAGAAAAUACAAAAUGAAUAUGAUGAGGCAGAAAAAGCUUACUUUACGGCGAAACUCAACUUCCAUAGAAUGAAAAUGAAACGGGAUAAAUUAUUGGCACAGUUGAGUGACUUAGAAAAAGAAUUGUGUCCAGAAGUUGAAUGCAAGAGCAGCCUACUCCAAUUUGACUAAAUAACAAGAGAAAGAGUCAUUCUGAAAUUUUAUUAAGAAAAAUUAUUUAUUGGUACAAAGGUAUAUACAAUCAAAUUUUCAAGGACAUUCAAUAAAUUAUGUACUAUAUACAUAUUAAAAAUGGUAAAACUUGUAUGGCAGUCAAAAUACAACUCACAAUAAUAUCUGA